Messenger RNA from Cryptomeria japonica (Japanese cedar), 1467 nucleotides. Its product is annotated as putative UPF0481 protein At3g02645. The transcript has a single exon. The coding region runs from base 1 to 1467 and encodes 488 amino acids. The record is from RefSeq and is a predicted model, not a curated record. Lineage: Eukaryota; Viridiplantae; Streptophyta; Pinopsida; Cupressales; Cupressaceae.
AUGUUGCAGGGAAAUAUUAUGUUUAAGGAAGAUGAAAAGAAUUGGAUUAUUGAUGUGAGAGAGAGGAUUACAGGUGUCCCCACCAGUAACUGCAUGACAGGGUCAGGGUACUCUGGUGUGACGAUAAACAGGGUCCCCAAGUUUCUGUUGUUUCUAAGGAAGGAAGCCUACACUCCUAGGGUCGUCCACCUUGGCCUUUAUCAUCAUCUGAUAGCGCAGCCUGUGUCUCAUACGGAGCGCCUCAAAGCAGAAGCAACAGAGAGAAUGGCACGCAGGCUACCCGAGCAAGAGGAGCACUUGCAUUUAGAUGAAGCCGUCGCACGCAUUGUAUGUGAAAUUAGAGGGUGCUAUGAAGAACAGUCUGAGUACAAGGACGAAACUGUGGCCACGAUUUUCACUUUGGACGGGUGCUUCAUUUUAGAAAUCUUGAAAGUGUUGGGUGCUAGACAGCAGCGGCAACAACAGCGAGAGGAGCAACACCACCCUAUUUUCAACAGUAACAGGGUCAAAUCCUGUCAAUUUGAUGUGCUAAGUGAUUUUCUGAUGCUUGAAAAUCAAAUCCCCUUGAUGGUCCUGAUAAAGUUAUUGGAAAUGGAAAUAGGCUCAGAAGCAGAAGCCAAGAAAGAGCUGCUGAGAUUACUGUGCACCAGUAUUAUUCUUGUAACUCACCCUUUCUUGCCAAAUUGGCUUAACAGACCAAUUGAAGAACGCCUGAAGGGAUUUGAAGAUCUUGAGAAAUAUCAACAUAUUUUGGGCCUAUUCCAGAGUCUAGCUGUUGAAGACCCAAGGGAUCCAGAAGAAACAGGGCCCAAUGAACCUAACAAAUUUCGCCUUGCAAUUCAAUGCUUCUUCCUAAAGCUGAUAAUCAGACAUAAAAGGACAAGUCGUCAUCAUCAAACCCUCGUGGCCUGUGCCAGAGAUCUACAAAUCGCAGGAAUGAAGUUCAGAAAUUACUAUGGAGUUCCAUCUCAUGGAAAGAUGGCAUUCGAAAGGAGUACCCUUUUGCUCUCCACAAUUUGGAUCACAGACAGUACAGAAGUGAUUUUAAGAAAUUUGAUGGCCCUGGAGGUCUGCCAGGGCUUUACUGUUAUCUCAUAUUAUGCAUAUCUGCUGAAUAGUUUGGUGGAGUCCGAAGCAGAUGCUGCUUUGCUGAGGAGGGCGGAAAUUAUCCAAAGCUCCAUGGGCACGGACAAAGAAGUGGCAGGCAUGUUGAAUAAUCUUGGCAAGGGAAUCAAUUUCGAUUCAUCUGAUGAUCCCUUCAUGAACUUGAAGGUGGAGAUAAAUCAGUGGUAUCGAAGCAAUUUGCUGGUCCAGAUAAGAGAAUAUAAAUACAAGCAUCCAAGGCUCUGGUCCAAUAUGUCAAUCCUUUGGGGCCUCGUGGUUUUGGUAUCUGCUGUGAUACCUAGCCUCGUCAGUAUAUGGAAGACCAUAUGGCCACACUUAUUUAAUAGUGCUAGCAAACGUUAA